CCACAUUCUAGUCAUUCCAGUGUCACAGACGCAGAAACUCGUGCCUUCCGACCAACUAGCAAAGUUGCACACACACCUGUCCAGGAACGAUCUGAGACGAAUGGUGACCGACCGAGUGUAGAACGUGCGAACUCCGGUGAAGUGAAAGAUACACCAAGCGCUCUGAAUACCGCAGCCGGCUCUACGACACCUUGCAAAUUGUCGAAUGCCUCACCGACUCACACUCAGGGCCAACGUUAG
Molecule: messenger RNA, 240 nt
Organism: Echinostoma caproni
Lineage: Eukaryota; Metazoa; Platyhelminthes; Trematoda; Plagiorchiida; Echinostomatidae
Source: the annotation of a GenBank genome assembly